Anopheles gambiae (African malaria mosquito) is the source of this 2694-nucleotide messenger RNA. RefSeq names its product transmembrane protein 181. The transcript is spliced from 5 exons. The record is from RefSeq and is a predicted model, not a curated record. Bases 1 to 1674 code for a protein of 557 amino acids. NCBI's taxonomy places the organism in Eukaryota, Metazoa, Arthropoda, Insecta, Diptera, Culicidae. Gene Ontology annotation, molecular function: toxic substance binding.
AUGGCUGCCUCCAGCGCGUCCAAACCGCCGGAGGAUGCGUCCAAGCUGGGCUACUCGUACGUCACGCCCGCCGGGAUGUGCCUCCGGUUGCGCCAGAGUCUCGCCCAGUUCAGCGAUCUGUUCAGCGAGUUCAACAAAUACAUCGCCCCGGCGUACCAUCACGACCGGUGCGAGCGGUCCGUCCACAUGCGGCUGUACUCGAUGAACAAGCGCGAGUUCGCGACCGUCUUCCUAGCCUUUUUCGCCUGCUUCGGGCUCGGCAUCUUCAUCGGGCUGGCCGGCCCGCCCAUCACGGUGAUGAGCAAGGUGAGCGGCGGCUCGCUGCAGCCGAACGGCACGGUGGCGGCGGCGGCCGGCGACGGGGCACCGGGCGCCUACCUGGCCCGCGGCCCGUUUGUGAUGCGCACCCCGCUGCUGACCACCUACUCGCAGCAGCUGUGGAUCAUUGCCAAGCUGACGACCGACAACACGGACGACGAGAUGGUGGACAAAAAGUUCCACCUGAGCGUGCAGAUCGAGGGGCUGACAGUCGACCACAAGCCGAUGCCGGUGUACGGCGGCGCGCACAAUGGCGGCACGGACGUGCGGAACCGCACCCGCCACCUGUCCUGCAGCUACGAGGAGUGCGACGAGUUUACCGUGCUGCACAUCGGCUUCCUCGACUACGCGCACUACAUCGUGACGGUGCAGUUCUACGGGCUGGAGGCGUUCCACCAGCGGUACAACAUCCGGACCGUGCAGUUCUACUUCAAGUCGUACAAUCCCGCGUUCACGCAGAUCGAGAUCUGGUUCCGGUUCAUCUUCGUGCUGUUCACGUUCAUCAUCACGUGCUGGUUUGCUCACACGCUGCGGAAGUACCCGAUGGGCGACUGGUCGAUCGAGCAGAAGUGGCUCUCGAUACUGUUGCCGCUGCUGCUGCUGUUUAACAAUCCGCUGUUUCCGCUCAUCUUCAUCGCGAACAGCUGGCUGCCGGGCAUGAUCGACGCCCUGCUCCAGACCACCUUCCUCUGCGGCAUUCUCAUGUUCUGGCUGUGCGUGUACCACGGGCUGCGGCAGAACGAGCGCAAGCUGCUUACCUUCUACCUGCCGAAGCUGAUCGUCGUGCUGCCGAUCUGGCUGUGCGCCGUGGUGCUCGGCAUCUGGGAGAAGUGCGAUGAGCUGAACGACCCAACGUACAGCCAUUUCGAGGACUCGGAAAACUAUAACGGUUUAAAGGUGUUCGUAUCGAUUGCGGGCGCCAUGUACUUACUCUAUCUGGGACUGCUGAUGCUGAAGGCGUACUCCGAGCUCCGAUCGAUGCCAUAUUUCGAUAUGCGACUAAAAAUCCUCACCCUGCUGAUGCUGAUCGUGCUGUCAAUUUCGCUGAUCGUCACGAUGCAACAUUUCGGCUUCGACACGCUCGAAGACAACUUCAUUGCGCAGCUGUACACGAGCUACAAAAGCUCGGCCCAGUUUAUGUGCUUCUACGGUUUGCUGAACUUCUAUCUGUACGCGAUGGCCUACGUCUACUCGCCGAGCGGUCCGGCCGUGCACGAACCGAUCAUAGCGAAGGAUAAUCCAACGUUCUCGAUGAUCAACGACUCGGACGAGGAGGUGAUGUACGGUUCGGACGAGGAAAGCCGCCGGCCGCUGAACUCCGCCUGCCGAAAGGGAAACGAUUACGAUAGCGAUUAAGGCGACUGGCGACACCACUGGCGCAGAUUACGCGCAACUUACUAUUCCCAUCUCUUCCUUUACCCGGCGGCAAAAGAGUCCGUGCCGCCCAGUUCAUUUGGUUCGUGUCGUUGUCGGUCCGGGUUGAUGCGCUGCCAGCGUAGGUGCCAUCCAGGGUAGGACAUUUUCAAGCAGGGUAAUUAAUUAGGUUGACACCACAGAGAAUACGUUGUGAACGCGUCAAUUAGUUUCAACCACACUCGUUUUUAUGCAUUUUCCGGCUUUGGUGCAGCCCACGAUACGCGGUUGUUUACAGGGACAGCCCGCUUUGUUUACGUUCUGUGACAGCUGGUUUUCGUGGCGGAGGCGUGCACGCGCCCGUUUACCUUAACCCGGGUGCGUUUCUCACGCGCCAUCGAAUGACAGCCGGCUUGCAGCGGUGUACCCAACGGACGACAAUUUUGGCAAAACAGGCAUUUUCCUCCCUUUGCUCCCUCGACAUUGCUAGAACGAUUCUAAUCAAUCUUUAAACCAAUUGCAGCCAGAUAUAUGCGUGUGCAGGUCUAGUUGUUACAAACUAUGUAAAUGUACGUGUGUGUGCGUGUGCGUGUGUGAGUGUGCGUGUGAGUCUGAGUUUCUUUUUGCCUAGUAAACGUUAACCACCCGGUUACUCCCAUUCCCAAAAUUUUAAGGCAAGAAUAAACAUUCAAGUACGCACGGGUUGGCAUGAAUACAUGAAGUUCGUUAGCGAAACUAAGAUAAUAAUUGUUUGCAGAAAGUCAAGAUAGAGAGCGAGAAAAGGAGUAAGAGAGAAAGAUACAGAGAGAGAGAGAGAGCGAGAGAGAGAAAGGAGAGAGAGAGAGCGAGAGAGCGAGAGAGAGAAAGAGAAAGUGAAAAUAGGAAAAUAGAACAAUUAAACUUCUGGUAUGUGAAUUAUUCCGACUCACGUACCAAGGUCCAGUAAUAUAGAAAUAUCUGGUUCACGGUUGCGAUGUAAUCAUCAAUUAGAUAAUGUAUGAAAUAAAAUAACGACUAAUCUAA